GUUUGUUUACAGCUGACAACGCGUAACAGUAUUAUAACAGUGUACAUAUCCUAUAAUGUUUAUCUACAUGCUUCUCCAAAACCCUUUAUUUGAAACUUAUUAGAUUAGAACAAUGAAUCAACAAACUAUUCCAGGACUAGGUGCGAAUGAAUUUCUAAUUAUAUAUUUAUAUUUAGGCCUACUGGCUUAAUUUGUAAUUAAUUUAUAAGGCUGUGGAGACUAUUACUAUAUUUACUAUAUAAUAUAAUAUAUAUUGGUAUUGGCGCAUUGGUAGUAAACCACCAAUAGUAAUAGUAAUAUAGCCAAUAAGUAAUAGCUUCCAGAGAGCUAUUGGUACUCCACUACCAGUAACUUCUAAGCGGCUAUUGGUGGUUUACUAUUAAAAAAAAGACCAAUUGGUGAUAGAUUGAUGUAGUGCAAUAAUUAGGCCUAUUGGUAGUCACAAUUUAUUUUUGAUUACAAAACUGAAAAUCUAAAGUAUGUAAGUGUAAGUUUCCACACAAAAUACAUUUCCAAAAAAAAUUAUUAUUUUGGUCUAGCCUUAUUAAUUCACUCCAAUUGGAUUUUCAAGACAUAAUACACUUGUUUUUCUUUCUUUGUUAUAACUUUGUAUAUAUUUUAUUUUAUUUAUAUCACUUUCACUGUUUAUGAUUUCAUCAAAAUUAUGUGCAAUUUAAAACAUUGAUUCUGCAAACUCUGCAUAGCAUUAAAAAUAAAUAGUAAAUAUUGAUUCCUUGACAUUAAAUUAAAUUGAUUAAUUUGUGUUAUAGUUGCACAAUAUACCCAAUGAAAUUGUUUAAUUGUACAUAAACAAAUUGAUGCCUUUAUACUUUAUAAGUUAACAGGGCCUCAUUUAUGUAAAUAACACUCAGUAGACAUUUCUUCCAACAACAGAAAAUCACACCAAAAAAAAGGGGGGGGGGGGGGGGGGGGGGUGUUGGUUCAAGUGACCAUGUUCCUAAAAAAUGAUUGAUGCCUUUAUACUUUAUAAGUUAACAGGGCCUCAUUUAUGUAAAUAACACUCAGUAGACAUUUCUUCCAACAACAGAAAAUCACACCAAAAAAAAGGGGGGGGGGUGGGGGGCGUGUGUUGGUUCAAGUGACCAUGUUCCUAAAAAAUGAUCUAAGCUUAUUUUAUCAUCCUUAAGCCUAAUCACGUUAUUAUACAAUUUCAUUUAACUAAAGUGAGAAGAUUUUGGUUUUAAUAUGCACACUUUUAAAAAUUAUUUAGGCCUGUAUUUUAAUUUAUAAUUUUAAUCAUAAUAAUUAGCAUACACAAAAUGUUUACAGUUGGAUUUUAUUUUUACUGCACAUCUUACUUUGGCCUUGGCAAAGAAGAAGCUGGGUAAAAAAAUUUUAAACUUUGGUCUAUGAUCCCCAUUUGACCAGUAUUAUACAUCUAUCUAAGAUCUAUAUUAGGUCUAUAUUGUAAAUUAUAUAGCAAUAUAGCCAAAUCUGAGCAUGGGGAAGGCUACAGCAGAUAUUGUUAAAACUGUAAAACAAUACUGUAGAUUUUAUAAUUAGUGCCGAGGUGUUGUCACUAGUACAAACUAGUAAUAAAUGAACGGGGCAAUACUUCGCCAGCCUCAUUGGAAGAGGGUAUUUAAAGCUCAGAUUUUGGUUUGAUUAGAUUGGCUGGACUACCAAUAUCCAGUAGGUAUAAUAGCUGGUAGGCCUAUUAUCUAUAACAAUAUUGUUAUGUAUAAAAUUAUAUUAUUUAAUAUAAAAUAUAAUUGUAAUAAAUUAUAAUUAACUAGGGCUAGGGUACUAAUAAUGUUCAAUAUUCUUAUGGGCUGAGAUUCAAUCUCUAUUUUAUAGCUCUGGCUAUUAUUGUGACGGCAUGCCUUAUCUGGUGGGCAUCGCCGUAAAUCAUAUCUUCAAGGCAGGCCUCUGGCACUCUAGGUCCUGACCCCCCAUCUCCUUCCCCUGGCUGCAGAAUCGGCAGUUUGGUUCCCUCCUGUCAUCAAAUUUAUGUCGCGCAGUGACCCGCUCUCAUCUGGGUGAUGAAGCUCUGGUUGCCUCGCUUUACCAUCCACGAGAGGUCAUUCUUGCUCGGUCAUGGCAUUUUCCGGUACAGCUGUCGCUCAGUUUCUCCUGCGGCCCAAUCGCUUAACCACUUGUCAUGAAAGUGGUCUUUCAAACAAGUACCAAGCGUGGACUCCCAGCUGAGUCAUCGGCUUAUUGGGUUACAAAAAUGCAAAAUGCAUUUUCAGAAAUAUUUUCUGAAAAAUCUCAUAAAACACUAUGUCCAAGUUUCAUUUGCAUAUGUUGCUACUGGCUGAUUACAGUUUUAUAUAUAAUAUUGUAAUAAUUUCUUGUAAUAUUUUUACUUUUGAGUAUUUUGUGGAGACUCAAGUAUGUUCAAUUCCCGGACAAUAUUAAUAAUAUUAUUUCUUUCAUUUAUUAACUCUUUUCAUUGACUCAUGUAGAGAGCGUAAAAUACAUAUACAGAUUAUUUUCGGUCAUACAAUUUUUUCUUUUUUUUUUAUUAUUCUAUUUAUUUUAUUGCAGAAUUGUAAGAAAAAUAAAAUCAAUAAAUAAGAAGUAUAUGUUUUGCGAGUUUGAGAAUAACGUGACAUGCCGAAGUGAGAGAAGCCAUCUUAGUCACAGUUUUGUUAGAUGCUAAUACAUGUCGCAAUGCGAUCGUUAUGAAAAUGAAUAUUACUGGGGAAAAUAUCAAUCAAUUUCUACCUGAAUCUUCUAAAGAAGAUAAUUUAGAACCAGAAUCAAGUGAUUCUGAUUUCUACUUUGAUGAAAAUUGUUCAUUACAGCCCAUUUAAGUAAUAAAUACCAGAAGGUUAGUUUUCAAGUGUUUCAUCAUUCUAUGUUUCUCUGAGUUUAUUAUAAUUUUAUAACUUUAGUUGUUGUUUGUUUUUCAAGCAUAUUAAAAUAUUUACUAGCUAUUUUAAAAUAUAAUUUCUUAAAUAGCAUCAUUUUAUGUGUUAUUAAAUUAAUUUUAUUACUAUUAGAUAAGAGAGAAAAACUAUUCUUAGUGGCUGCUGCUAAGGAAUGUAAACAGUGCAUUGGGAGCUACCUAUGAUGAUAUAUUUUAUCCUAAAAGAAUGAAAUUUGUCAUUUGUAUGUGUUGUAAAUAAAUAUUCAAUGAUAGCACAUUUUAAAGUCAUUAUGGUAUUUAAACAAUAUUGGAAGCUAUGGAAACUGUGAAGUAUUAUUAGGCAUAGGCCUAUAUACUUUUUAUUCCUUUCAUCUCUCAAUAUUACAUAUAUAAUAUUAGUUGUUCUUUUAAAUUCACAGUUUAAACUCAUAUGAUGUAUGAUAAGAUGACCCGCCAAUUCCCAUUCCCAAGUUUCUCCCAGCCAGAAAGCCAGGCUUAUAUCUGAGGGAAGAAAUUUUAACAUGGAUACAGUGAACCAGUUCAUCAUCUUAAAAAUUUUCAUGAUAUUUUUCACACUGGAUUUGGUUGAAACAUUUGUGAAAUACACCAGCUAUGCCUCUACAAUGGGACCUUCUAAACCUUCCAUCAACAGAGGUUGGUUGAUAUUUCAACAGAUGAACCUUGCAAAUUUCUAGGACCAAUAAAGUACAUGUCAACUGUAAAGGUCCCCAGUGUACAAAAAUGCUGGUCAAAUUCAACAAUCUACAAUGAAUUGUGGGCUAAUGCCUCAUUCCCAAAAACAGAUUGAUUCAAACUAUGUCAUUUUUCAAAGUUUCUAACAUUGAAUAGACAAUUAGGCAGAGGCUUGUCGACUGGUGGGCAGGGGGGGACAGAUGUCCCCAGGCGCCAGGUAGUUAGGGGCGCCAAAAUGUGCUUUGAUAUUAUAUUAUUGGUAAAAAUAAUGGGUUUUGAGAGUUGAAAACAAGAAAAGGGGCGCUUUAAAAUUGAUCUUGUCCUCGGGCGCGAAUCUUGUCCCCGGGCGCCAAACACCCUCGCUACGCCUCUGCAAUUAGGACAAACUUUGCAAAGUGAAAUUGUUGUCUGACUUUAUCGGAAGAAAAUGAAGAAAAAAAAACCAAAGCAAUGUGAUAUGUGGUGGAUAAGAUAAAAUAAAUAUAACUGUUCAUUGGAGAGAUAAUUAAAAAAUCUCUCAUAUUUUAAAUUAAAUGACAGAAAAUAGAUUUUCUUAUGUGAACAGAACCAAAACUGAUUGUGUAUUUAGGCAAUUAUUGGUGAUACAACCAAAUAUUGUCAAAUAAUACAAUUAAUUCAUAUGUGGUGUUGAAAAAUGGAUAUAUCUCCUUAAAGAAAACAAAACAGUACUGGAUAACAUCUUUUUUCCAUUAUGUUGAUAUUGCCAGCUAUGAUCUCUUCAGGGGUGUUGAAAGGGAAAUUCUGACAUAGACGAAUUAAAGCUUCCUAAUAUUUAACACACAAUUGAUUCCACUGAGGAAUGUGGAUUACUAAAACUGAUCAAAGCGCCUAAAAUGUAAAUAAAACAAAAUACAAUAGAGUACAUCCAAUAUUUCCUGAAUGCAUGGAUUUAAAAAGAAUUUGUACAGUGUGCUAUAAAUAAGGAAUGCAAAACAAAAAAAACACAAUUAAAAAAAAGCACAUGUGACAAAUACCUUUGUUUAGGAAAAAAAUACAAAAGUUUCUGAGUAAAAUGAAGUUUAAAUUUUCAACUUAUAUGGUUUGAAAUUGUGUAAAUAAUUUUAAACAAGUAAAAUAAUAAUAACCUGUAAUUUUUGUAAAUACUUUGUGGAGGGGUGGUGAAAUGUUUUAUUAUUUACUCUUUUUGACACAUUUGACAAAAUAUUUUAUAUAUAUAAUUUGCUUCUGGUGUGUCCGGCUUCCUUUUUACAACCAACCCUCCCCUACUUAACGUUUUAAUGUUUUAUAAUAAUAUUUCUGAGUGAAAAAAAAAGCUGUCACGUAGCGAGUGUCGUGCAUGGUGGUUGAACUCGGGUAAAAAAGUUAAAUUUAUUUCUUUUUAUUAUAUUAAUCAAUAAAGAGCCACUGGUAUGGUGUAUGGUUUAGGACUAUCUGUAGGCUUAUUGUUUAAAGGCCAACAGUUAGGGUGUAGAUUCUAUCUGUAAGACUUGUUUAUAGGCUGUAGGAUUGUCUGUAGGACUAUUGUUUAUAGAAAAUGAGAAGUUGACUCUUUUUUUUUUUUACACUUGGACCUACCGGGUAUUUUUUUGAAAUACCCAGACAUGGUGUAAAAAAACUGCACCCGGUUAAGCCCUAUUAAUUUAUAUUUGUUCUAAAUUCUUCAUAUGAUUUACAAAAAUGAAUUGUUUUACUGAAUAAACAGAUUUUAUGAAAUAAUUCCAGGUAGUUUAUUUUUGUUUUCUUUGCAUCUGAUCACCAAAACAAUUUAUUACAUAUUUUUAUAAAACAGGUAUGAAUUAUUUUUGUCCUAACUUAAUUGUUUAGAAAGACAUUUUAUAGAACCCACAUGCAUUUCCUUACAAAUUUAUAUCCUACAUAAUGAAUUUUAAACAUGGAUUCUAAAAGCUAUUGAAUCUUUUGUAAGGUCACUAGAAAUCUCAAGGAAAACAUGAAAAAUUAAAGGAAUUAUAGAGUUAAUCUCAUCUCAUCUACAAAUAGGCAAUGCCAGCCUUAAAGGCUCUGCAGGCCUCUCACAAAUACACAUGCUAUGAAUACAAGUUAGACUAAAUUCAUAGCUACCUUUUUUAAACAAUUACCUGUCUCAUGGAGAAGAUGGUUUGGUUUUUCCUGAAUGAAAUCACAAGGCCUGGGAUUUUUUUAUUUGAGAAAAAUGUAAUUCCCCAACAGUAGAUCUUCUCUUUCCAUGUAGCUGUUGAACCCUUUUGAAUGUCAAGGGGAUGAUACAUAUUGCCUGCAUUACACCUCAUACCAUUUUUUCCCUUUGAAAGCUGUUUCUAUUGCAAAUAUGUGUAACAUUAUUGGUGCUCAAGAUAAUAUAUUCAUUAAAGUCGAAAUGUAAGGAAAAUUUAUUUUGUACCACAUCCCUUAUUGUAACUAGAUUAUAUAAAAUCAAUAAUUAAAUAUUAUUUCAUAUUGUAUCUAUUUUUAAAAUAUUAAUUUAUUUUUAAUAAUAGGGAAAUCUAUUUCAAGAAUGUCUCGAACAACAGCUGUUAAGCAAAAACUUGCCAGGUUUGGAAAUAUUUUUUUAUAUGAAGUACCUUAUUUAUUGGCGUAUAACAUGCCCCCGCGCAUAACACACACAUCAAUUUAAGAAGGAAAUUUCAGAAAAAAAACUUAAACAUUAUAUCGGCGUAUAACAGGCACACAUGAUUUGCCCCCUAUUUUCGGGGAGAAAAAGUGCAUGUUAUACGCCAAUAAAUACGGUAAUCACUUUUAUUAAUUUCAUUCCGUAAUAUAGUAAAUAGAAGAACUAGGAAAAGAAAAGAAAUGUUAAUAAGAAGUUUUUUAAAUUUCUUUUUUUAAAAUCAAAUGAGUUUUAAUCAUGGAAAAAUUUUGAUCAAGAGCUUAAAAAAGCAAAUUUUAUAAUAUUUAACAAUUAAUUUUUAAAAAAAAAUUGAACUUUGAUAAAACAAGAAAUCAUUUAAGAUGCUGUUUCUCAAUUAUUUUUAAAAUCAAAAUGAAUUUCUGUAUUUUUUAUGUUCAGUAUCAGAUUUCGGUGUUCAUUGCAAAAUACAAUUUUGGAUGUAUUGAGAGCAAGGCCAGGAUGGGUGGAGGUUACAACGUAAGUUACCUAAAUUAAAAAAAAAAAGUCUAAUCUACUAAAAAGUCAAUGGCUUGGUUUACAAAUAAUAUAGUUUAUAUAAAAAAAGUCAAUGGUUACUCAGUAUAUCUAUUACUUUAAAUUUAGACAGAAUUUGUAUUAUGUGAGAAGCUGCAGUCACAAAUUAUUUCCUGUAUGGUAGAGAGAAAAUUUUCAAAUCAAAUACUAAAUUCUCAAUUUUAGUUCCUCAAAACAAAGAACAUUUCCUAAAUUUUGAACAUCUUUUAAGAUGUCUUACUCUCUCCUUGUAGUGAUCUCACUAAAUGUAAAAUACUUAUGGAGAUGAUAUGAAGUUUAAUUUGACUCACAAGGCUUUAAAUAACUGGUUCACAUAUUUCAGCAAUGAAUGGGAUUUCUGUUGGUGUGACAAAAACUGGUUUAACAACCCUGAUGAAAAUAAUUAUUUUCCUGAGAACUCCAGGGUCAGCCACUUCAGAAAUUUCUUUGAGGUCAAAAAAGCUCCUCAUUUUCUUUUCUCUUUUUUUAAAAAGUGGAACAAGGUUUUGUGAUUUAGAUAGCAGAAUAAUGUUUGAGAUGCAUAACCAUAUUGUGAGACACAUAAAUAUCAAUUAUCAAAAUAUAAUCUCGACAUAUUCAGGUAUUAUCAUAAAGCAUUAAAUGCUAAAUAUGUAUUUUUUUAAAGCACCAAAUACUUAUUUUAAAAGAAACGAAUGAAUUACUUAAUGGUUGCUUUGCAAAACACCAAAUUUUUUAUUUGUCAGGUUUCCUAAAAUAGCCCCUUAUGUGUUUCUCUCAAUAAGCUCAGACAGAUUCGUAUAAUAUUACAAAAAACUAAAUGAUCAAUCCAAUUUCUUGUCAUUUCAAUGUGGUUUUUUGCAUCACAUUAUGUAAGUUUAAUCCCAUCAAAAUGAAAUCUGAACAUAAAAAAUAUGUUGUGAUUUAACUCUUAUAAACUGUUACCUAGAUCUUUUAUACACUAUUGAGCUACAUUGUAUUCAUUUUUGCUUGAAGUCAUCUUUUACAUUCUUAAAUCCUUCUUUUGGUCUAAUUUUGACUGAGUUUUUCUCAUAUCAAACUUGCAAAUAUCAACAAUGUUAACUGAGUAAAACAGAGAAAUAUGAGAAAGGAGUAUUGAUUAAAACUUGCAAAUGUGAACUUUGAAGAUGCAAUCUGUAGUUCAGCGUUUCCUAAACUUUUAAGUUUGGCGGACCGGUGGAAUAGUUUUAAAAUUGCAUCAGGGACCAGUGCUGGAUUUAUUCAUUGAAUUUUUCUUUUUGUUUGAGAAUAAAUAUUCAUGUUGUGUGGUCCGUUAAUGUAAGGCUUGCUGUUCUGUGGACCACCAUUUGGGGAACGCUGCUCUAGAUCUUUACAGCUUUAGAAAUAAUAAAUUUGUUGAGUUUUAACUUGUACUCUUUGCAGUUCAUUAAUUUUAAUGACUCAUGUAGUCAAAUUAAUGACAAUAGAAUGACUGAUGUAAUACUGUGUUGCUUCACAUUUUUGCUUGUUGGCACUUAUGCAGUAAUUUUAAAAUUACCACUUUCUUUAAUGUAAAGAAUAUAGUUGUCUUAUUUAUUUGCUAUCACACUUCUAUAACUUGAAAAAUAAUUAAGAAAUUUAACUUAAUUCUCCAUUGAUAAGUUGGAAAUCUUUCUUUAAAUAAAUAGUUCCAUAUGUUUUCCAAUAACAUUUGCACUUCGGUGAUAAAUAAAGGUUAUUAAACACAUUUUUUGUCCAUAGAAACUAAUAGAUUUGCCACAAUCUGAUUAGAAAAUUUGGAUGUAUUAGAAAUAAGUGUAAAUAAGCAGUGUAAUUUUUUAACUUCCUAUUGCUCUAGUGGGAUGAAAUUGACACGAUUGACCUUAAUUAAUCAAAUGCAUUGAAAGCCAAUGUAUUUUUUAAUCAUCAGUUUCCCUAAAAACAAAAGCCAUUCCAUUACAUGUUUUUGAAAGCCAUAUAUUACUAUGAAUAUUUCCCCAUCUUUUUCUCCCUAAAUUAUAAAAAUGUUUUUUUUCAAAUAUUUAAAACAUUGCAUCUUCAAAUUCCUAUUUAUUUUUUGUAUACUAAAAAAAAUUAGAUCCAUUCAAUUGAAUUUAUUUGUAUUGACGCUUUUAAAGCCCAGUAAAAAUUAUAUAUAUUUCACAACAAUUAAUAUUGUUCUUGAAGUUAAACUUUAAAACAUAUCUAUUUUCAACCCAUUGCCUUAUAAUAUUGUAUAUUUAAAUCAUUCAUUUACCCUGUCCAUCUUGGUGCAUGGCAUUCUAAGCAUCAAUUAAAAUAAGGUAGGCCACUUCUUUUGUUAAGGAUUUCGGGUUAUUUUUUAAAACUUUUAACUUGUAACUGUCAACGGUUUUAUUAAAUUUUACCUGAUCCUAGUGAGGGAGGUGCUUGGGACUUCUAUUGGGCAGAUGUUUGGUGGAUGAAGGAGAUAUUUGAUCGUGCUUAUUUGGAGGACCAAAUGAGAAUUAAUCAUUUUAGAAAUCACUAUGAGGUAGGGUUCUUACUAUGGUACCUAAUUUUUAAAAAAAAUCUCAUCUAUAAUUUUAAGAUCUUAAGAUUGGUUUUAAUUUUUUUUUAAAUAAUGAUCUAAAAUUAAAAUUCUUUAAAAUACAUGGUAUCUUAAAACAUUUCAAUAAAGUGUUGAGCCUUUAAUUUUUAUGUAUUAUUUUUGUUGUGCUUUAAAAUUUUCCUGAUGCAGAUCUUCACAGCUUUGGUCUUGCUUUUUUAAAAAAAUGUAUUUUUAUCGCUAGUUUAUUAUUUAUUCACAGUAACCUUUUUGUGGCAAAUUAAGUUCACAGCAUUUCAUUUACAUGACUGUUGCUAGGAUUGUGAUUAUUUUGUGCAUGCUUUGCUGUUAAUGAUAUUGGUAUGAACUUACUCUUUGAUCAUCUAUAGACAAUUUAAUGAAAUUGGUUAAUAAAAAAUUAAUAAAACAUGCAAUGCAUAUUUUAUCAUUGCUCUAAAUUAUUUUAAACAUUUUCAAAAUAGCAUAAAGACUUGUUCAAUCUGACAUGAAACUAUUUUUUUUUUCUGACUUACUUAUUUAAUAGCUGACAAGAAAAAAUUUAAUGGUAAAAAACUUGAAACGACUACGACGUCAACUUGAACGAGAUUCUGGAAAAGCUGAGGCCCAAAAAUAUCCUUUGCUCAAGCAUUUGCUUUAAAAUAGUUUGACUGUGGGAUCAAAUAAUUUUAUUGUUACAAACUAUGUCAAAAAUAACAAAUUAGGCUGUAUUUUUAACUGUGUAUUUAAUUAUUUUUUUUCGUGGAAUCAUUCAGAAACUUAAAAUUUAAAUACGCUAUGUUAUAUCAGAUAAAAAGUCUGACCAGAAUUACCCUUAAAACUAAAUAUGGAUUUUUUUUUCUAAUGAAAAGUUAAUGAGAAUUGAUACCCAUAUAUUAAUUAUCAUGGAGCAGUAUUCAGUUAAUUUAUUUUUGCGCUGAAAAGAAAUCAUUCUAAAUAAUUAUCUAUUUAUUUAAAUUGAGGCUUGAACCCGUUUUAUUUUUUAUUAGUAUUUUUAUCUUAGUGCUAAAAUUUUAAAGUCUACUUCUCUGAGUGCUUUGUGUCCAGGAUAUUUGAUGAAUUUUUUAAUUCACUAAAUGUUUACCUUAACAUAAACAGAUGCGAUUUUUACCCCUCAACGUAUGAGCUUCCUGUAAGUAUAUUCCACUUUUGAUUACAUGCUGACUCUAUGUGUUGUCAGCAUCUUAUUUGGCAUGAGCUUUUAUGUAUUUUAAUCUUUGUUCCCCAAAUUGUUAGAGUUAAAGGGUAGGCACGGAAUAGGUGAAAAGAUUAAACUUUAAAUUAAAUUCAGCCAAGUGAUAUAGACAUGUUUUACAAAUUUAUUGAAACAUUUUUUUUUAAUAUUAAAAAUGAAAACAGUUUUCUGUAAAAUAUGGAUAUUUCCUGACCCACUAAUGUUUGUCUGCAGAUGAUUUAAAAAUAAAAAUAAUAAUUUUUCAGUCAGAGUAUCACAUUUUUGUGGAUGAGUUUCGACGGAAUCCUGGCACCAUUUGGAUUAUGAAACCUAUUGCAAAGUCUCAGGGGAAAGGGAUCUUUUUGUUCAAACGUCUCAAGGAUAUUACAGAUUGGAAAAGGGUUUGAUAUAAUGAUAUUAACUCAGCAAAAAACAACACAAUAACAAUGAUGUUCACUUAAACAUGCAACCCAUUGUUAUACCUUGUCUUGAAAUAAUUACAAUUAUUACAUACAAUCUUAUCAUCCUAGCAUUAUUUUUUUUUCAGGAUUUAAAAAGCUGUGGUGAUUCCCUCUGAAAUAUUCUUUUAAGCACCGAGUAUGUUUCAGCCCUUUUCAAUUGUGAUUAAAACCUCACUAUAAUUUUAUCAAAGUACUUUCCCACCUCCUGCCUGCAGCUCAACUUUCAUGGAUGUAUUGUUUAACAGGGUGUUGAGUAUCAGCCCCAACUCCAAACGUCUGAUGGAUCUAACCAGCUGAUUGAAACCUAUGUGGUACAGCGUUAUAUUGAAAACCCUUACCUCAUUGGUGGCCGCAAGUUUGACAUAAGAGUUUACGUCCUUGUCACAUCUGUACGUUUCGUUUUAUGGCUUCUUUUGUCUAUAAGAAAGAUGGAUUGGACAAUUAGUUGUUAAAAGAAAGUACAAAUAAAUUGAAAACAAGUUUUUCUCUAUUUUCAUUAGAAUUCAUUCAUUCCUUAUGAGGUGCUUAAGGGCUGUUUUAAUGUUUGUUUUCCUGUCUCUCAAGUUAAGUCCAAUGAUUUCAGUUUUAAUUAGUGAGAGCUUGAAAAUAUAUAAGAACAAAAGAUAUCUGUGAGAGACAAGUACACAUCUAAAAAAGAAACUAAUUUGAGAUGCACAUAAGUUGUACACUUUUUAAGAAACUAAAUUUAAAUUUAAACUUUGUGAUAAUAGUUCAGUUUAGCUAGUGUUGAAAUUUAUAUUUUAACCUUUUUUUUUUCAAGUAUAAUCCUUUAAAAGUUUACCUGUACCGAAGUGGCUUUGCCAGGUUUGCCAACAACAGAUAUUCCUUAGACACCAUUGAUGACAACUGUAUCCUUUACUUAGGAUAACUUCAUAAACCAAAAAAAAAAAAAGUGGGAUCAUGCAAUUAUAUUAAAUUUAAUAAACCCUGAAAACAUAAGAUGAAAUGGUAUUUUCCUUAGCAUGUUUGCAGACAUCCAUUUAACAAAUGUUGCAAUCCAAAAGACAGCCCCAGAUUAUGACCCUGAAAAGGGUUGUAAAUGGUCAACUCAACAGUUACGUAUGUACUUGACAGCAAAGCAUGGACAGGUCAAUGUAAGUGAUUUCAUAUUGCAAGUUAACACAUAUCCCCAUAAUUACACUUUUUCUCCCAUUUAUUUUUAACAUUUUAACAGUUUGCAUAUGUAAUAAAAUAAUUUGAUUCUACAUUUCAAGCAAUGAGGAAAUCCAUUGUUCAUCCAUCCAUACCUUUGGUGCUAUGUAGGGAUUUGGCCUGUCACACCGCUUCCUUCCACUCAGACAUAACUGAUACUUUUUCUUUCCCAUAUUUGGAUUCCCAGCUGCUGUAGAUCUUUUUUCCACAUCAUCCAUCCAUCUAACCCAAAAUGUAAGGCGGGCCGUAAUACUUUGUGAAAAUAUUGUGCGGGCCAAAAGAAAAUAGGACAGGACUUGUGCGGGAAAAAAAAAAGGACAGGGGGCAAAGCUAUUAAGUGAAUAAUAAGAAUAAAGAAUAUUUUGUUACUUCACAGGCCGCAAGGUGGGUGCUGGCGGGCUGCAUGUGGCCUGCGGGCCGUAUGUUGUGCAGGCCUGAUCUAAUCCAAUAAAAUCUUUUGUAGCUCUCCCAUAAUGGGAACCAGAGUCAUCAGCUUUUCAUAUUUUAUUGUUUAGUGGUGUAUUACAUGCCAUCACUGAUGACUGAUGUAGCUAAGGGAAACAAGAAGGGGGCUAAAUCCCAUGAAGUUAAUAGGAUAACCACUGCUGAAACAUGCAGGAUUGCCCGAAAAAGCAACAUUAGGUCACCGGGUACAGCAACUAUUCCAUGCCCGCGGUGCCAGAGAUUUUUCCGAGCAGGGAUCGGUCUAGCAAGCCACCUACGAGCUCACCUUAACCCACCCUCCCCUUAACCGGAUGACUCGAUGGUCCUAGUCGACUUUGUCGGACCAACAACAACAUGCCAUCAGCCAACUCAUUGUUCCAACAAUUUGCCAACAUAUAUAUAUUUUUUUUAAUGUCAGUAUUAAUAUAACUUACGGAUGUUUUUAUUUUCUCCUCAGGUCAACACACUGUUCCAACAAAUGACCAACAUUUUUAUCCUGAGUCUUCAGUCCUGCCAACGUGUAAUCAUCAAUGAUAAGCAUUGUUUUGAACUUUACGGCUAUGAUAUUCUGAUAGAUUCAAACCUCAAACCGUGAGUAACUAUCAAUUACGAUAGACUUUUGCCUCCCCCCCCCCUCUCCCUUUUCCAACCAAAUUUAAAUUUGACUUUUUGGAUCUCAUGAAAUUGAAAAAACUUUAUAAAUAACAUGUGUGACCAAAUAUUAUUUGUCUUUUUUGAAAAGUUUUGAAAUAAAACACAUUUUACACACUAUUUUAUUGUAGCUAAGGGAAACAGAUUAAAAUACCAUACUUUUCAGGUAUUAAUAAAACUGAUGUAAGUAGGACAGUGUUUAUUGAGUAAUAAAUUAUCAUAGCUUAAGUGCAGCAAUAUAAACAGUAACCACAUGACCGGCACAUUUGUUUGAUUUUUGAAAUUUUGAGAAAACUUGACGGUUUAUGUAGAACAAGCUUUAAAAUCAUCUCAUUACUGAAGUGUGGAUGCUCACUUGCAUGAACUACUUGCUUUACUCUUGAACAGCUGGUUAAUUGAAAUCAAUGCCUCUCCCUCACUGACUGCCAGCAAUCAAGAAGAUUACGACCUCAAGUUUGCCUUACUCAAUGAUGUCCUCAAUGUGUUGGACCUGGAAAAUAGGUUUGCGCUGUCUUGAAAAAAAUAGUUUUGUUUUCUUCUUUCUAUAUAUUGUCGGUAAUUGUAAAAGGCAUUUGUCCAACACAAGCAAUAUUUGCUUUAUGUCAGCAUCAUGAUUUACCAUAUCUCUGCCAUCAGCUUGAUGCUCUUUAUCUAAAUAAUAUCUUUAAAGAUUAAGAAAAUAAAUUAAAUAUUUUUAGUUGAAAAAAUGGGGAGCAUCAAGAAAAUAUUUGAAAAACAAGAGGGUAACAAAAAAUUUAGAAAAAUACCCCUGAGAGGGUAACAAAAAAUUUAGAAAAAUACCCCUGAGAGGGUAACAAAAAAUUUAGAAAAAUACCCCUGAGAGGGUAACAAAAAAUUUAGAAAAAUACCCCUGAGAGGGUAACAAAAAAUUUAGAAAAAUACCCCUGAGAGGGUAACAAAAAAUUUAGAAAAAUACCCCUGAGAGGGUAACAAAAAAUUUAGAAAAAUACCCCUGAGAGGGUAACAAAAAAUUUAGAAAAAUACCCCUGAGAGGGUAACAAAAAAUUUAGAAAAAUACCCCUGAGAGGGUAACAAAAAAUUUAGAAAAAUACCCCUGAGAGGGUAACAAAAAAUUUAGAAAAAUACCCCUGAGAGGGUAACAAAAAUACCCCUGAGAGGGUAACAAAAAUACCCCUGAGAGGGUAACAAAAAUACCCCUGUGCUUUAAUGGUUUGUUUAAAACUCAAGCACAAGCUACAUGCACAUUAUUCCACCCUUGUCUGCCAGGCCUGAGAUAAACAUGCACAUUAUUCCACCCUUGUCUGCCAGGCCUGAGAUAAACAUGCACAUUAUUCCACCCUUGUCUGCCAGGCCUGAGAUAAACAUGCACAUUAUUCCACCCUUGUCUGCCAGGCCUGAGAUAAACAUGCACAUUAUUCCACCCUUGUCUGCCAGGCCUGAGAUAAACAUGCACAUUAUUCCACCCUUGUCUGCCAGGCCUGAGAUAAACAUGCACAUUAUUCCACCCUUGUCUGCCAGGCCUGAGAUAAACAUGCACAUUAUUCCACCCUUGUCUGCCAGGCCUGAGAUAAACAUGCACAUUAUUCCACCCUUGUCUGCCAGGCCUGAGAUAAACAUAUCUUUAUUGUCUCCCGUCAGACUUACUGGGAGGGAGAAGAAAGUUGGAUUAUUUGACCUGAUGUGGGAUGACGGCCCGGUGUUUCCUGAUGAAGGUGGCUUAGAGGACAUGGUCAGCGCACAAAAUUCCUCAACCAAUGCAAAUUUAGGUUGGUAGCCUUUGAUCACUGUGUUACAUCAGUGUCACCUAGUCUAGUGAUACAUUUUUACAAAUUUUAUCAAUUUCAACUGAAUCAAGUCAUAAAAGAAAUUAAAAAAAUUGAGGUUUGCAUUUAAAAUAUGUGUUAAAGCUUCACCCUGAUUCGAUUAGAAAGCUUAAUAGAAUUUGUGAACUUUGUCAAAAGAAUUUUGGGGGGGGGGGGGAGGGGUAUCAGUCAUGUGUGGUUUAGAGAAAUUGAAACACAAAAACACAUCCCUUGGUUGUGAUUAAAUAAAGGUUUUAAUCUCAAAAUUUAUUCUUUUUUGUGUGGUUCAAAGCUUCACCCUGAUUCGAUUAGAAAGCUUAAUAGAAUUUGUGAACUUUGUCAAAAGAAUUUUGGGGGGGGGGGGGGAGGGGUAUCAGUCAUGUGGGGUUUAGAGAAAUUGAAACACAAAAACACAUCCCUUGGUUGUGAUUCAAUAAAGGUUUUCAUCUCAAAAUUUAUUCUUUUUUGUGUGGUUCAGGUGACUAGCUUGCUGUAUGGUUGAGCGUGUCAACACCAGCUUAUGUCAGGGUCUUCUAGAGAUGUUACAGAAGUAAUGAUAGUUAAUAAAUUAUUUCACUUUUCUAGGAUGUAUAAACGACAGACUGGAGAACCUGCGAGAUAUUUAUCAGACGGCCGAGGCUUUGAGGAAGAUACCAUGAAACUUUCAUUGAAGGUCAAGGACAACUUUAAUGGAGAUUCAUACCUGUAGCAAUGAGAAUUGAAUUUUCCUUAAAAACAUUUAAUUAGCAGUUAAGUAGCAGCAGAAAAGCUGAGAAAAAUUCCCCCUGAGAAAGUGUCUUUGGUUGUGUUUGAAAUAUGUUGUUAAGAGCAUUUCUAAAUAAGCAGCAUAACUGACUCACUUCACAAUAUCAGUUGCCAGAUAUGCAUUUUAAGUUGAUUAAAAAAUGCUGAGAUUUGAAUUUUUUUACUUUUAUUAUUUUCUCAGCAAAAUUAUUUUGACUUUUUUUUCAGUUUCAUGAUUGCCAUAAUGUUCACUGGACUUUCAAAUGUAUGUUGGUCAGAGUGCCAACAUUUGUUUGCUAUAUCGAGACACUAGAAACAUUUAUUCUUCUACAAAUACAGGAUAUUCCCAUAAAAUAUAGAAGCACGUUAUGGUUCUGGGUUCUUUUCAAAAGGACUCUUCAAAGUGCAACUAACCAUGUUAUAGGCCAGACUUUUAGCUACACAAUAAUGUCACUUGUUUCCUUUGUUAUAGCACCUUUGUAUUUUCUAUUCACCCUUUGUAAGUAAGAAAUUAAGAUCAUGACAUGUUUAGUGGUUACAUUAAAAACCAAUAUUUGCCCUUUUUCUUCUCUAUAUUAUAAGAACUUCUUAUGAUAGAUAGUUUUAUAGUCAGGUUAGGGAGUGUACAGUUAAAUAACAAAAUAUUUAAAGGAUGCUGAAUUUCAAAUCUGUUCAAAUCAAACACAAAGUUUUGUUUAAUCAAAUUUUCAUGAGUGAUUUGGGAAAGAAAAACAAUUGAUAAUCAUUAAAGAC
Molecule: messenger RNA, 16298 nt
Organism: Lymnaea stagnalis (great pond snail)
Lineage: Eukaryota; Metazoa; Mollusca; Gastropoda; Lymnaeidae
Source: the annotation of a GenBank genome assembly